Molecule: messenger RNA, 1034 nt
Organism: Saitoella complicata NRRL Y-17804
Lineage: Eukaryota; Fungi; Ascomycota; Saitoellomycetes; Saitoellales; Saitoellaceae
Exons: 2
Coding region: 87-1034 (315 amino acids)
Molecular function (GO): FMN binding
Source: RefSeq, a predicted model, not a curated record
UUCCCAUCGAUCCCGUCGAUCCCAUCAACUAUCUCCCUCAAAAAGACCCUCCUCUCCCGUCACCAACCCUCAAGCAACAGAUCAGAAUGGCAAUCGGCGACAACCCCGAAAAACACCUCGACGCAGAACAGCACGUCCGCCGCAACCCCCACCCCGACUUUAAAAAAGUCGAAGCCUCCCGUCCAGACUGGGAAGAAGAUGCUUCCCACUCCUGGCACUACACCAAAACCCGCUCUCCGGACUGGACGCCCGGAUCCGGCGCCAACGAUGACGUAUGGACGAAAACCGAUACCGUAUCGAUUGAUCCAUACGAGGAGGGCCGUCGUGCGGUCGAUAACUACAAGUUAAUGAUCUCCGGGAUCGUUCCCCGUCCCGUCGGGUUCGUCUCCACGAUCAAUCCCACCACCAACGUCCCGAACCUCGCUCCCUUCAGUUUCACCCAAAUGGUCAACCACGACCCCCCAAUCUUCGUCAUCGGCUUCGCCUCCUCCAUCGCCGAGGCAAAAGACACGCUGUCGAACCUCCUCACCACGAAGGAAUGUGUCAUCAACAUCAUCUCCGAAACAUACAUCGAAGCCGCAAACUACACCGCCAUCGACGCUCCCUCCCACGUCUCAGAAUGGCCACUCUCCGGGCUGCAUCCCGCACCCUCUGUCAACGUCCAGCCCAGUCGGGUUGCUGAAUCACCUUUCAGUAUCGAAGGUACAUUGUUGAAUGCGCAAGAGUUCAAGAAUCCGAGCGGAAAGGUGACGGGAACGAUGUGCACAAUUCAAGGCGUCUACUUCCACAUCCAUGCCGCCGCUCUCAACGCCGAGAGAAAUAUCAUCGACCCGGCGGUUUUGAGACCGAUUUGUCGGUUGGGAGGGAUUUCGUAUGCGAGGUUGACGGCGGGGUUCGAGUUGCCGAGGCCGGAUUAUAAUAAGGAAUUGGAGGGGGAGAAUGAGAGGAUCAAGAGAAGACACACGGGCACUCAUGCCACGAAGAUACCAAAAACCAACCGGAAAUCCAAGCGGAACCCAGCUCCCCUGCUCUAA